UGUAGUACAAAGCUACGAGAGAGUGGAGUGAGUAGAGUGAGUAGAGUGAGUAGAGUAGUCGAGUAGUCGAGUAGUCAAAUAUCAUUCAGUUAACAAAGCGCUUAUUGAGAGAUUCUCUAAAUUUCUAUUAAACUUCGGAGAACAGUGUAAAACAACCAAUUUAGUAAAAUAUGGCUCGUACAAAGCAAACUGCUCGUAAAUCUACUGGAGGAAAGGCACCCAGAAAACAACUUGCAACAAAGGCAGCUCGUAAAAGUGCACCUUCUACUGGAGGUGUAAAAAAACCACAUCGUUACAGACCUGGAACUGUAGCACUUAGAGAAAUCAGAAGAUAUCAAAAAUCUACCGAGUUGUUGAUAAGAAAAUUGCCAUUUCAACGAUUGGUUCGUGAAAUUGCACAAGAUUUUAAAACUGAUUUGCGUUUCCAAAGUGCGGCUAUUGGUGCCUUACAAGAAGCUUCGGAAGCAUAUUUGGUCGGAUUAUUUGAAGAUACAAAUUUAUGUGCUAUUCAUGCUAAACGUGUUACUAUCAUGCCAAAAGAUAUUCAAUUGGCACGAAGAAUUCGUGGCGAACGUGCUUAAAUUACAAACAACUUGCAAUUUUUAUUUCAAUUCAUUUUAUUAUCAUGUCCUGGGACAUUAUCUUACAAAGUAAUUAAAUACAUUGCAAUUCAGUUCUUCCCACAAAUAUUCACUAGAGUCUACACUGCCAAGCACUAUAAGUAGUAUAAAUGGGGAAAUAUAAUCUAGGUUUGUCUGUUCUAUUACAUGAAUUAUUGGAAAAUAUUUAAAUUUCAAUAACAGACAAUUAACUUCUCCAAUUAUGGUAUGUGAACAUGAUUAUAGUGGAUUAGUAUUUGUAAUCAAACUUAUAUCAUUACACA
Vespa velutina is the source of this 883-nucleotide messenger RNA. Its product is annotated as histone H3.3A. The transcript has 3 exons. Gene Ontology annotation, molecular function: DNA binding; protein heterodimerization activity; structural constituent of chromatin. Gene Ontology annotation, cellular component: nucleosome. NCBI's taxonomy places the organism in Eukaryota, Metazoa, Arthropoda, Insecta, Hymenoptera, Vespidae. The record is from RefSeq and is a predicted model, not a curated record. The coding region runs from base 171 to 581 and encodes 136 amino acids.